Messenger RNA from Protopolystoma xenopodis, 471 nucleotides. The record is from the annotation of a GenBank genome assembly. NCBI's taxonomy places the organism in Eukaryota, Metazoa, Platyhelminthes, Monogenea, Polystomatidea, Polystomatidae.
CGGGAACCAGCUUACAGAGUGGUCGGACUGACACAGGAGGAGACUUACACUAAUCACGGGGAGCAAGUCGAAUUCGAGGAUGAGCAGGUUGACGAGGAGGAGAUAGAAGAUGAAUUAGGCGUUGAAGAGGAUGCAAUCUUUGGGACGGAGAAUACCGCGCGUGCUGCUGCUAACUUGCUUUUGGGUCUUAGUCAACUGCAGAGAUUUCGGCGUCAGUCUGGCUAUAUGAGCAGCAAUUUAGACUCUAGUGGAACCAGCACAACGUCCGCCGGUGGAGCUUUUUCGGCUUCCGUGGCAACCAGCAUUACCGCUGGUACUACAACGAAUCCAGCCAAAGAUGUUGAAGAUGAAGAGGAGCCAGGAGAGGCCGGCGCAGAAGACGACAAUGAGUUGAUAUUGGAAGACGAAGAUUCUCAUGAGCCCCUCCAGGCCUCUCAUAAUGCAUCUUCAAAGUCUACAGCAAGUGCCUAG